Grosmannia clavigera kw1407 is the source of this 2604-nucleotide messenger RNA. RefSeq names its product mRNA cleavage factor complex component. The record is from RefSeq and is a predicted model, not a curated record. Gene Ontology annotation, molecular function: RNA polymerase II complex binding; mRNA binding. Gene Ontology annotation, biological process: termination of RNA polymerase II transcription. The coding region runs from base 1 to 2604 and encodes 867 amino acids. NCBI's taxonomy places the organism in Eukaryota, Fungi, Ascomycota, Sordariomycetes, Ophiostomatales, Ophiostomataceae. Gene Ontology annotation, cellular component: cytoplasm; mRNA cleavage factor complex. The transcript has 5 exons.
AUGUCGUACGAAGACCACUCCGAGGACGUGGCGGCAGACUUCCGGGAUGCCCUCGAAGGUCUGACCAUGAACUCACGCGUCGAGAUCACGACGUUGACGGUCAUCGCCCGCGAGAACACAGAAUACGCCCAUGCCAUAUCGGAGGUGCUGCAAGAGCACAUCAAGAAGGCAAGUUACCGGCUUCCUCUCCCGGCCAGCACGGCUCGCGCCCGCCAGCUAACAGGUGUGGUCAGCCGCGGCCUAUACACCACCUUUAUGGACGCGUAUGCGUCCGUUGACAAUGGCACCCGGCGCAAAAUGGACGAGAUGCUCAAGACAUGGAAGGAACCUGUGCCAGGCUCGGUUGAUCCGCGACCAGUCUUCUCGCCCGAGACCGUUCGGCCGAUAGAGAGCGCGUUAAUGAAGGCGAAAGCAUCUGCCUUCCAGGCGCAACAAGAACACUUGCGAAGCGAGCAGCAGCUUCUGGGCCGAGGGCGGCCACACAAUUCCGGCAUGCCCUACCGAGAAACACCUACACCUCCCGGUGGACGGCCAGGCUAUCCUCCUCAAAACCCAUAUCCUCAGCAGACAAUGCUGCCAGGUUCAGCUUCGUCCCAGAUGCCGGUGCCACAGCAACACCAGGCAUACCCUAUACACCCGGCACACGCUACGACACAGUCAACACCACAGCCGCCUUCGACUGCGCCGACAGCCGGGCCAUUUCAGCCUCCCCCAACAUCACAGAUACCCUUUUCCGCCAUCGGCUCGGCCUCCAGAAUGAGCAUAGAGUCGCUUAAUGAGGAUGUCGGGCGGUUAAUCCUGGCCACCAAGGCAGAAUUUGCAGAGAAACCGUAUGAUGCUAGUGUCGCAGCGAGGCUGAAGGCGCUGCUUGACCUGCAGAUGAUUCUUAAGAGCCAGAACCUCGAGUACGACAAGUUGUUGCUUGUAAAGAACCAAAUUGAUGCGCUCUCUGUAAACCUGCCGAGCCAUCUUAAGGCCCAGUAUAUCCCCACGGCUACACCACCGGCAGGAUAUCCCCCUUACCAACCACCAGCCAGCUCGUCAGCCGCCUCCGCAGCUCCAACACUCAGCGGCCUGUCACAGAUUCAGCUACCACCAGGGAUAGCAGCAGCCGCGGCUGCGGCGUUGGCCGCCGCCCACGCUCAGGGGGCGGCACCCGCAGCUACAGGCGCUCUCCCGCCGGCGUCUGGCACGGCCGGAUCGGUGUCUAUCGACAGACUGCUCGGAAAGGGGGCGCUGGCAGCGAUCUUGGCGGCGCGACAGCAGCAGACAGCAGCAGCAGCUCCAGCACCGGCACCAGUUCCAGCUCCAGCUCCAACACCGGUACCAGCACUGCAAACGCAAUCGCUUCCGCUAGCAUUGUCACAGGCGCUUUCACAGAUGCUUCCACAGCAGCAUCAGCCCGCCGGUUUCUCCGGAGUUGCUCCUGGCGGCAAUGCUGGCAACCCAUUGGCCCUCAUGGACAUGCUACGGAAGGCGGGAAUUCUGCAAGGCCAGCAAGGAGCGCAGCACGCACAAAUGGGCGGUUCCAUGCCUGCGACGCUGUCGUCAAGCUUGGCAAGCAUACUGGCAUCAGCGCGAGCACCAGCCUUGGGAGCGCCAACCUUGGGGGCGCGGGUACCUUUGCAGGAGAUCCGAAACGAGAUUUCUUUCCAGUCUGCAUCUUUAAAACACUUCCGCCCUCAUCUGCUUCCGCUCCUGUACGAGAAGUUGGGUCCUCCCUGCACGCAGUGCGGACGGCGGUUUCAGACAGACGGGGCCGGGCGAGCAGCCAAGACGGCACACAUGGACUGGCACUUUCGUGUGCACCAGCGGAUUGUCGAGUCGGAGAAGCGUGGCCAGCACCGCAGUUGGUACGUCGACCAGGCCGAUUGGAUUCAAUCCCGCGAGGCCCCUCCCGAGGCGGACGGAGUCGAUCAUGGUGCCGACGGCAUCAGAGGAAGUUCCGGGGCAGCGGGCGCCAACGGACGGAGUAGCAGCCACCAGGGAGCCGGGUCCUCGCUCUCAGGGACAGGUGGUGCUGGCGCAGGCGGCGGAAAGGUGCAGUGGAUUCCGGUGCCGAGCGAUGGGGCCGGUGCCAACCAGGCAUGUCCGAUCUGUCAGGAACGGUUCAAGAUGCAGUGGCUGGACGAGGCGCAGGAGUGGGUGUGGAUCGACGCCGUGCAGAUCGGCUCGCGCGUGUACCAUGCCAGCUGCCACGCCGAGGCCACCAAGAGCGGAGCGAUCCGCGAUCAUCCGGCAGCGAGCGCCAUGGCAGCCAUGCUCUCCGGCGUGCUACCGCCACAACAGCUGCCACAGCAGCCGAUGAUACCCACAGAGAUCAAGGUGGCGCACAGCAGUCAUCACCGCUACCGGGUGGCGGAGGAGGCAAAAGCGGCCGCAGCGGACGAAAAAAGAAGCGCGGUGCUGGAGGCGGUGGUGGUGGUGGUGGUGGUGGCGGUGGUGGUGGCCCGAGAAGGCCGCCAGAUCUGGACCGAGUCGAUCCGGAUAUUGGCGGCGGUGGCCGAAAUGGGAUGCGCAAUGGCAGUGGCGGUGGCUACUGGACGGAUGGACCUGGUGGCAGCAGCUCCAAUCCUGGUGGCGAUGACGUCGUGGUGGACCUGA